AUCAGGGCUCGGGGCCUGGCUGGGCCGCUCGGCCUGAGCCACCACGUGAGUUCCCCAGGCGUUCUCUGAGCGUGCGGUGGGCAGCAUGUCGUCCACAGCGGCGUCUCGGAAGCGGGGAAAGCCGACUUCGGGGGCUGGGGCCGGCAAGCGGCGGCGAAAAGCCAACUCUGCCGGGGACAGGGGCAAGGCCAAGAGUGGCGGCAAGAUGAAUGAGGAGAUCCCCAGCGACUCUGAGAGUGAGAGUGUGGCUCCCAGGAGGACUGAGGAGGAGGAGGAGGAGGAGGAGGAGCUGGAGGAGACGGCGCAGGAGAAGAAGCUGCGCCUGGCCAAGCUCUACCUUGAGCAGCUCCGGCAUCAGGAGGAGGAGAAGGCUGAGGCCCGGGAAUUUGAAGAGGACCAGGUGGCAGGGCGCCUGAAGGAGGAUGUGCUCGAGCAGCGGGGCAGGCUGCAGAAGUCGGUGGCAAAGGAGGUCCAGCCCCCAGCCCCCUCCGACAUUCGAGUCUUACGGGGCCACCAGCUCUCUAUCACGUGCUUGGUCAUCACCCCCGACGACUUGGCCAUCUUUUCUGCCGCCAAAGACUGCACCAUCAUUAAGUGGAGCGUGGAGAGUGGACGGAAGCUUCAUGUAAUCCCACGAGCCAAGAAGGGCCCCGAGGGGCAGCCCCCUGGCCACAGCAGCCACGUCCUUUGCAUGGCCGUCUCCUCCGACGGCAAGUACCUUGCCUCAGGUGACCGCAGUAAGCUGAUUCUCAUUUGGGAGGCCCAGAGCUGCCGGCACCUCUACACCUUCACGGGACACCGGGAUGCUGUGUCGGGGCUGGCCUUCCGCAGGGGCACCCACCAGCUGUACAGCACAUCCCAUGACCGCUCCGUGAAGGUGUGGAAUGUGGCCGAGAACUCCUACGUGGAGACGCUCUUUGGGCACCAGGACGCCGUGGCUGCGCUGGACGCCCUGAGCAGGGAGUGCUGCGUGACGGCCGGCGGCCGGGACGGGACAGUGCGUGUGUGGAAGAUCCCUGAGGAGUCCCAGCUUGUUUUCUAUGGCCACCAGGGCUCCAUUGACAGCGUCCAGCUGGUCAACGAGGAGCACAUGGUGUCCGGCGCAGACGAUGGCUCCGUGGCCUUGUGGGGUCUCUCCAAGAAGCGGCCACUUGCCCUGCGGCGUGAGGCACACGGGCUGCGGGGGGAGCCGGGCCUGGAGCAGCCCUUCUGGGUGACAUCAGUGGCAGCCCUGCUCAACACGGACCUUGUGGCUACAGGCUCCCACAGCUCCUGCCUGCGGCUCUGGCAGUGUGGGGAGGGCUUCCGGCAGCUUGACCUUCUCUGCGACAUCCCCCUGAAGGGAGGUUCCUCAGGACAGGACCAGCUGUGACUUCUCUUGUUCAUAGUCCAGCUCCUGGCACAGAGCCUGACAAGAGCCCUCUGCUCCCUUUUCCUCUUCCUCCUGCCCUUCCUCACCCCAUUCCUGUCCUAGGCCCUGGCCUGGGUGCAGGGGCACAGGCAGGGAGCACCGUGGACAAAGGAACAGAGGGCAUGCCACCAUUCAUGGCAGGUGCCAGAGUGAUACCAGGCCGGGGUGUGUGGUCUUGGUGUGACCACGGGGGAUCGUUGGUGAUGUCCAGUGAUAUGCAGGGCCUGGCUCAGUGCUGGUGGUUGUGGGGUCUGCAGGGCCCCACAGCCAGGAGCCAGGCCCCAGGCCCCCCAACAUGCUCGGUGCACAGACUCACUGCAAGGCUGGCGCUCUCUUCCCCCAUCUCACAGAUGUGGAUGGAGGCUGAGGCCCUGAGGGGUGGAGGGCAGGCCAGGUGGCAGGAGUCAGAGCAGGAAUUUACCCAGGCCUGGUAGGGCCAAGCCCUGAGGCUGGGUCUUGGGGGUGCAGUUCUCACAUCCCCUUUCGGCCGUCCC
Messenger RNA from Manis javanica (Malayan pangolin), 1905 nucleotides. The record is from RefSeq and is a predicted model, not a curated record. Lineage: Eukaryota; Metazoa; Chordata; Mammalia; Pholidota; Manidae.